This is a messenger RNA of Lethenteron reissneri (Far Eastern brook lamprey), 3628 nucleotides long. RefSeq names its product large ribosomal subunit protein mL39-like. Lineage: Eukaryota; Metazoa; Chordata; Hyperoartia; Petromyzontiformes; Petromyzontidae. Gene Ontology annotation, cellular component: mitochondrion. Gene Ontology annotation, molecular function: RNA binding; nucleotide binding. The record is from RefSeq and is a predicted model, not a curated record.
GGUACAGUGCGCGCACUGUCCUCACAUGUGUCGAGUCUUGGGCUGUCACUUGGUAACAUUUUAAACUUUAAAAGUCUUUAUUUUGUGUAGGGUUUAGUUUUUAUUUCGCUUAAAUUCCACAUCGCUCCGCCUCGCCAUGGCCUCGGCGAUUCCUCGCAUCGUCACCAAACGGCUGCUCUCCACGGCCGUGUCUGCGGCGCCGUGCGUGGCCGCGGCCUCCGUGGCCACCGCGGCCCGCCGCGUGGCGCUCUUCGAGGCCGAGCGGCGGCGGCAGCUGGAGCUGCUGAUGCGCAUCGAGAAGGUGGAGCUGAAGCACAUGGGGCCCGGGCAGCGCGGGGCCACCCUCGUCAUGAAUCGCGGCCUCUCCACGCCCUACAACUGCGCCCAGCAUCUGAGCGAGUGGUUCCAGACGCGCUCCGUGCUCGCGAGCAUCGACGGCGAGCUCUACGACAUGUACCGCCCGCUGGAGCGUGGCGGGCCCAUCACCUUCCUCACCUUCAAAGACGUGGACGCCACUCCCGUCAACGAGGCCUACUGGCGCUCCUGUGCCCUCAUGCUGGGCUCGGCCCUCAGCAAAUCCUUCAAGGAGGAGUUCCCCAUUGAGCUGAUCGGCUCUCCCGAGGUUCCAGUCAUAUCCGGAGCCUUCUGCUACGACGUUCUGCUCGACGCCAGACUCGACGCCUGGGUCCCGACGGAGGAUAAUCUUCGCUCCAUCACACGCGAGGUCCACCUGCUCCUCAAGGAGAACCUGCCCUUCGAGCGCCUCUCCGUUGACGCCAGCGUCGCCCUCGACAUGUUCAGCGAGAGCGGGCCUAAGGUGGCUGCGAUCGAAGAGAAAGCCUCGAAGAACGCGGAGCGGAAAGUCACCCUCUACAAGCUCGGAGACUUUGUGGAAGUCAGCGACGGACCGCACAUCCCGCGCACCGGCUUCUGCUUCCACUACGACGUCACUGCCGCCCACGCGCUCAGCCCCCCGGCGGCCGGGGCAGCACCGCAGCCUGACGCGGUGGCGCCGGCGGGGAGCUUGCGGAGGUUCCAGGGAGUCUCCCUGCCCUGGCCACUCAAGACCCAUCACGUUCUCUGGAGCCGUCUCGUAUCAAGGUCUCGUAAACUGGUGACGGAGGACAGGAAGGAAGCUGAAGAAGUCGCCGUCGCUUCCUCACCAGCGGAGCCCUCGUCUGCGGAGCCCUCGACUGCUGCCACGACCACCACGACCACCACGACGACUGCUGCUGCAUGAGAACCCGCAGCUCCGAGUCGACGGUUCACAUCUCCCUUAAAAACGAGUUCGCGACCCAAUAAAAAAAACACUUCAAUCCGCCCACGGAGCAGCUCAUCGUGAGAUUGCGCACGUGUGGGUGACGAGGUCGGGGUGGGUGGUGGGGGAGGCGAGGGAGGAGACGGGCGCUUGGGAUAUCACCUCUCCCACCCCCCUUUAGGGGAUAGACGGGAGUUGGCGUCCACGCGGGACUGUUCCCGACGACGAUCUCUACCGCUCUACCGCCCCACCCUUGUGCCUCCUCCCCUGUUGUUCCCUCCUCCUCCGUAUAUAUAAAACAAACACCGAAACUCCUGCUCGUAAUGCCCACCGCGUGUGUGUUUGUGUGUGGGGCAGUGAGCCCAAUUUCUGUCCCCCCACCCACCAUCCAUCGUUGGACCCAGGAGUGCCGAGUCGGGGAUUUAGUCCACGGAGUUUCCGUACCCCCCCCCCACUUCCGCCUUGUCGAGGUUUAUGCCUGGCGCCAGGUUCUUGUUGCGUUGCAACUAAGUAAACAAAACACUUAACUCGGUGUAGCACGUAGUAGGAGGAGUUUACGAGAAAUAUCCAACAUAGAGUUUUUGUGUUAGAUCGCGCAAAUAUAAAUGUGUCGUUCAACCUGCCGCCACCCAACGCAGCCAAUUAAUAAGGUUUGUCACGUAUACAUAACGAAUUGGCAUGUUUUGUGUUCGUGACACAUCUUACUAAUUGGCUGUGUUGGGUGGUGGCUGGUCUAACGACACAUUUAUGUUUACGCGAUCUAAUCCAAAAACCUCGUUUGGAAACCACGUAACUAUUUUUGUUUUAUCAGGUAAGGCCCACUGAGCUCUGUAGCUUUUUUUCAGAAGCGACCUGGCCACAUAUGAUAGCGCCAACGAAGUGGCUUAUCACGUGGACAUUUAUAGCAGCUAAUUACCCUAAAACGUGUGACGUUGAUUCUAAAUGUGGAGUGGAAAACCCGAGGACCCAGAGAAAAAUCCUCGCGACCACUCCAAAUAUACAGCAGGCGUCAGAGUCGGGAUCGAAUACACGACCUCCUGUACACCAGGCGAGGUGGCUAACAUCUUGCCACCGUGGGAUCGAGCCCGCGACCUCCUGUACACCGGGCGAGGGAGUUAACAUCUAGCCACCGUGGCGCCAUUAAAUCUGCGUCGUCACUCCUCGCGCUACGUCAACUUCGAACGAAUUUUUACCCACGCAAAUCCUUUAGGCCUGUACAACGACAACAACAGACGGGUAUUAUUGCGCCUUGACUUCUCACUAAGUGGCUCUAAGUUUAUGACCCCUGAAAGGAUGAUCGGGACGACGAUGGCCAAGUGGACCUAUGUUUUCAUAUCCCAUCAUGACGCCGGUAGCAAUUCGUUCGUCAACGGAUGCCAUUAUCUCCCAGAGUAGAGAAUGCACGGUAACAUAUUGGCAUCACUGUGUUGUUUAUGAUGCAUGUACAUUGAACUUGUUUCGCAACCGUACGCAGCCAACCGUCAUAAUCGGAGGUGCGCUAAAAUCUGGUGGGAUGAGCGCCUCCCCUCUCCGCACACCGUUGCGGGUCGUGGCCAUUGUUUGACCAUACUUCACGCUGGUCAAGGCCCAUACAAGCACCACUCUCCAGGCUCGCCUCCUGCUUAGCUGCUUAGUUCUGACUUUCAUGGGGAAAGUUCCCCAGGUUAUUUCGCCAUAGGCCAUGAUUGAUGCGUGCGAAUAGAUAAUAACACUGGUCAACACACUUUUUCUGGCAUAAGGUAUUCCAACGGUUGUAAGGUAAUUUUGGGGUGCUGAUUCCAAAUCUGGCAUCAGUUUGUGUCUAUCACAUCAGGUUUUUGAGAUAUCAAAUAUUGCAUUUUCAAUCAAAACUGCAGAAGAAAAAUAUUAAAUGUGUAUAUCUACAUAAAAUGAUAUUAUAAACACACUAUCCUAAAAACACAGCACCAUAUUUUAACACUAAAGCAGUCACUGACUCGCAACAACUUGCAAUCAUAAGUGACGGAGUUAAUUUCGGGUAAAAUCAAUGAAAAUGGGGUAUGCCGAUAGCAUCAAAUUUAGAUGUGAUAGAGCAAAUCUGAGAUCAGAUUUGGAAUCGGCACCCUGAAAAUCGUUUUUUUUUUGUUGACCAGUGUAAUUAUCAUGAUAUUCUACAUCUGGGAAGCCUGGCCCCGCCGGCAGGACAUCUGAAAAAGAGCUGCAUUAUAGUUCAUCGGAUGUCUGCAGUAGAAAUAAAUAUUCAUAUUUUCGGGUGGGUGCCCCUGCAUUGAGAUGUUUGACCAAUUCAGAUUUUUUUACGUUUGGGUAAAACAUACUGUAACUUGAACCAAAUGUGUUUGUGUGUAUGCAACACACCUAUAUUACAUUCACACACACACACACGUGUAUGUG